This is a messenger RNA of Drosophila persimilis, 1818 nucleotides long. RefSeq lists its product as uncharacterized. The coding region runs from base 137 to 1510 and encodes 457 amino acids. Gene Ontology annotation, cellular component: nucleus; transcription regulator complex. The transcript has 3 exons. NCBI's taxonomy places the organism in Eukaryota, Metazoa, Arthropoda, Insecta, Diptera, Drosophilidae. The record is from RefSeq and is a predicted model, not a curated record. Gene Ontology annotation, biological process: regulation of transcription by RNA polymerase II.
CCGUUUAAACUUGGUCGUGAGAGGGUAAGCCUCCAAUCCGCCGCCCCGCGAUCGUGUCGUCUUAGUGGAAAAAGUGCAUAGUGAAGACGGAACACUGGCCGCCAACAUAAAUCUGCAGAUUCUCCAGCACAUCUUGAUGGCCCCCGUGAGCGCUAUCUCUGGCCGAUCGCCCAGUGCCACCAAUUCGUUGCAGGAUCUGAGCGCGGCCGCCGCUGCCAUCGCCCUGGACAUGACUCCCAAGGUGGAGCUGAUGCCCCUGUCGUCCUCCACGGCUGUGGCGCCCACGCAGAAGAUCAAGAAAUUGGUGCGACGAAACGCCUCCGACAAACUAAAGCUCAUCCAAAUGGUGCACGACAACCCCAUUUUGUGGGACUCGCGGCUGCCCAACUUCAAGGGCGCCGAGGAGGAAAAGAACCGCGCCUGGGAGCACAUCGGACGCGAGUUCAAUGCUCCGGGUCGCCGAGUGGCGCGGGCCUUCAAAUCUCUGCGAGAAUCCUAUCGCCGGGAGCUGGCCCACGUCAAGAUGAUGGGCAACGGCUUCAAGCCCAAAUGGAGCCUGUACGAAGCCAUGGAUUUUCUGCGAGACGUUAUCAGAGAGAGAAAAGGCGCCUCACAUGCCACAGAUCUCAGCCUGAGCGCCUAUGCUGCUCAUCUGCACAACAACAAUAAUAGCCACAAUAACAACAACCACAGCAUUCUGGGAGGAGGAGCUGGUGGCAAGGGAGGCGCCAUGAAGCUAUCCUCGUCCUUCAACGAUUCGGCCUCUGCACUGAAUCUGUCCAAGUGCUCCACCCUGAAUGCGAGCGGCGACGAUUACUAUUGCGAUUACUACGUGAAGCCGGAGCUGGAUCUCUCCACGGGGGGCGGGGCCGGCAGCAGCAGCAGCGGAAGCUGCUCGGGAGCUGGCGGAGGACCGCCCGCUUUGCCCCAGCCAGCCCAUCAGCACCAGGCAAAUAACGACAGUCGGGUGAGCUCCACCAGGAAUGAGAAUCAUCACCUGCAGCAGAGCUACGACGACAUGGACGCGAGCUCGUUGCGGAGCGGCGACGAGGAUGCCGAUGCCGGCAAUGGCUCCGAUGGGGUGGAGGAGCUGGAGGCUAUUGAUGCGGACUUUCCCUAUCCCCUUAUACUUGACUCGAACUCGCCGGGGAGCACCAAUGCCGGCGUGGAUGAGGUGGCUUCCUCUCGUAAGCGCCGUCGCAAUGGCGAGCAGGAGGACCUGGACGACGGCGAUGCCGACGGUGAUGGCGGUGUCAUCGACGGCGAUGACUAUGAGGAGCAGAUGCUGCAGCAGCAUCGGCAUUUGCGUCAGCAACAGAAUGCAGCUGUAGUCACCGGGGGAUUGGAUCUGCCGCCACCACAAACUGUUCGCGAGGUCCUCAACUCGAAGUUCUGUGGCUUCAUCUCCGCCAAACUGAACAGCAUGGAGGACUCCGAGGCGGAUAACCUGAUGAACCGCAUUCUCCUUUUACUCGUGCAAAUGCAGCAAUGCGAAGGAUCUGUAAAGUAGAGACGCACCAGAAGGCGGUUUCGGGAUCUAGUUUUUAGUAGCGAAGAAAAGCCCAUUAUGGACUAAUGCGGCUGCUCAAAGCAAAUAGUUUUCUUGCCAUUCAUUUUGCUCCCCCAUUUUGCCAUAAGAAAAGUAAUGCCAAAACUGUGCCAUACCAAAAAGAAUCGAACAAAUAUGCAACUGAAGGAACUGGUUAUCACCUAUAGGGAUCGUAUCGUUCCUGCUCUCAUAUCAAUAACUACAUCGUAGACAUGGAAAACAUACACUCAAAGCAAAGACAACACAAAGACAAAGACAAAGAGAAACAC